Molecule: messenger RNA, 2828 nt
Organism: Electrophorus electricus (electric eel)
Lineage: Eukaryota; Metazoa; Chordata; Actinopteri; Gymnotiformes; Gymnotidae
Gene: slc71a1-2
Product: solute carrier family 71 member 1-2
Biological process (GO): transmembrane transport
Cellular component (GO): membrane
Molecular function (GO): transmembrane transporter activity
Source: RefSeq, a predicted model, not a curated record
GAACAGUUUUCAUUAGUAACACAGGUUACAAUGAGGUGGAGACCGGGCAACAGCAAGUAACUUAGUAAAAUAUCUAACGGCGAGGUGUACUAAAAGGACAGCGUUAACAAAUAUUUAGCUAUCUAGCUAACUUUACAACGGAAGGUCCAACUUCAGCAAAAAGAAUGGAUAUAAGCUAAGGAUGACUGGAGAGAAAAAGAAGAAAAAGCGGCUGAACCGCAGCAUUCUUCUGGCUAAGAAAAUUAUUAUUAAAGAUGGUGGCAGUCCGCAGGGAAUUGGUGAGCCAAGUGUCUACCAUGCUGUGGUGGUCAUCUUCCUCGAGUUCUUCGCGUGGGGAUUGCUCACAACUCCCAUGCUUACGGUGCUACAUCAGACGUUUCCCCAUCACACAUUCCUGAUGAAUGGCCUUAUUCAUGGUGUUAAGGGCCUCUUGUCAUUCCUGAGUGCUCCUCUGAUAGGCGCUCUCUCGGACGUCUGGGGCCGAAAGUCCUUCCUCCUGCUCACCGUCUUCUUCACCUGUGCCCCCAUCCCCCUCAUGAAGAUCAGUCCCUGGUGGUACUUUGCUGUAAUCUCCAUGUCUGGAGUGUUUGCUGUCACAUUCUCAGUCAUCUUUGCUUAUGUGGCAGACAUCACACAAGAACAUGAGCGAAGCACUGCGUACGGCCUGGUGUCGGCCACGUUCGCAGCAAGCCUGGUCACGAGCCCGGCAAUCGGCGCAUACAUGUCGCAGGCCUAUGGGGACACACUGGUGGUGAUCCUGGCCACAGCCAUCGCCCUGCUGGACAUCUGCUUCAUCCUGGUGGCUGUACCCGAGUCUCUGCCCGAGAAGAUGCGGCCAGCCUCCUGGGGCGCCCCCAUCUCUUGGGAGCAGGCGGACCCCUUCGCCUCUCUGCGUAAGGUUGGCCAGGACUCCACUGUCCUUCUGAUUUGUAUCACAGUCUUCCUGUCCUAUCUGCCUGAGGCUGGCCAAUACUCCAGCUUCUUCCUCUAUCUCCGACAGGUUAUUGGGUUCACUUCUGAGACGGUUGCUGCAUUCAUCGCAGUGGUGGGAAUUCUCUCCAUCUUGGCUCAGACAGUUGUAUUGGGAAUCCUGAUGCGCUCCAUUGGAAACAAGAACACCAUCUUGCUAGGUCUGGGCUUUCAGAUUCUUCAGCUGGCCUGGUAUGGCUUUGGCUCCCAGCCCUGGAUGAUGUGGGCAGCAGGUGCUGUGGCUGCCAUGUCCAGCAUCACCUUUCCAGCCAUCAGUGCAAUAGUGUCUCGUAAUGCAGAUCCCGACCAGCAGGGUGUGGUACAGGGGAUGAUUACAGGGAUCAGGGGCUUGUGUAAUGGCCUGGGUCCUGCCCUCUAUGGGUUUGUCUUCUACCUGUUCCACGUAGAGCUGAAUGAGAUGGAUCCUGUAGAUAGCCCUGAGAAGGGAACCAAACUCAAUAUGGCCAACCCCACUGACGAGAGUGCCAUUAUUCCAGGGCCUCCUUUUCUGUUUGGAGCCUGCUCCGUUCUCCUCUCCCUUCUGGUGGCACUCUUCAUCCCAGAGCACAAUGCGCUUAGUCUGCGUCCCAGCAGCUAUAAGAAGCACACGAGUGGGGCCCAGAGCCAUGUGCACAGCCCCCAGGGAGGGCCCUGUGAGGGCAAGGAGCCACUGCUUGAGGACAGCAGCGUAUAACCCUGCCCAUCCCAGUCUCUCAUACACAUCCAGAGCUCCACCUCCCCAGACCAGCGUGCACAGUGUGGCACCUGCAGGGUCGUGGUAAGGACCAGGCCAGCCGCAUUAAGGGGUCAUGGGUGGGCCAGGGCAGGCCUGCUCCAGCCACUCACAUGUCAACCGUGGCCUAGACGUCCUGUUAAGCAGUUUGCAAGAGGUGUGGACAAUGCUUGUAUUAAGGGACAUGCAAGCUCAAAUACACACUACUGAUGAUAAGUGGUUGAAGGCUAGCUAUCACAACUCUUAGUAUGUUGUGCAUAAUUUCUCCUCUCUCUCUCUCUCUCUCUCUCUCUCUCUCUCUCUCUCUCUCUCUCUCUCUCUCUCUCUCUCUCUCUCUCCCUCUCUUUCUUUUUUUUCUCUUCAUAAGUGAUGUUCUUUGUCUAGAGAGGUUUAGUGAAGUUGGGGGAAGUAAGUGUCAGACGAAAAAACAAAAUUGACCAGUCAUCCCUGAAACUUUUUAUAUACUGAAGGGGAACACAAGCUUAUAUGGAACAAACAAAAUUAAUUGUGAAGAUCAUGGUGUCUUUUCCAGAAUCAUCACUACUCUAUCACACUUGUUAGAAACAUAGUUGUGCAAGACCAUUUUGUUCCAGUGCUACCAAGCAUCUUUGUCUCAUUCAGCAGGUUUCUUGCAUUGUUAGAGGCAUAUCAUCUUCUCUCAUUAUAUGAAGAUGAUUGUGUCAAGUGUUUUUUGAUGUAAGAAAAGUUGCCUUUAGAUUACUCAAAUCUCUGAUGGACCCAUAUGACAUCUUCACUCUUGAGUGGGUUUGCUUGUGGGUUAGUUUAUAUUGCUCCUAUCGGAGCCAGUGUGCAUUGGAAUCUUGGUUCUGUCAUUCAGCUCAUUUCCACUCUGUGACAGGCUAGCAAAGCUUUUCAUUUGGACUGCAGGCCUGUCGACUGUAGCUCUGGCCUUCUCCUUAGCACCAAUGUUGAUGAUGCGCACGUGUGGCAGGUGUGAGCAAUUCGUUCCCAUGUGCCACUGCUGCGGUCGGAGGAGCUGGGGCACCAUGGUAUGUUUUUCCUAAGCUGGAAGUCUCAUAUAUGGAGUCAAGUAAACCAAUUCAGGAUGUCGCUGUUAGACUUCCAGACUUGUGAGUGAUUUACACAUUUACAGGGUUGUCUCCAC